UGGCGAUUCAGCUCGGCGUUCGUAUACGUGAUAUGAAUUGUCAAACAUACAACAGAUGAGCUAAAGGAGCGACAACCGACACAGCACUGCAGAAACUUGAACACUGCGGUGUAACCACUUCACAGUGAAUUAUCUACCCCGAUAGAUUAACAGACGAAAUGCCUUCUCCGAAAGCUAAAAACCCCGGUCGCAGCGGAGGAAGCCCGGUGCUCGGCGGCUCUAACGGCCGCUACGAGUUCAUGUCUCUGACGAAGCCGCUGAACCGGUCCUCAACGCCGAACCUCCUCCAGCGGCAGGGCUCCGACCCGAUCACGGCCCGGCUCCGAGCCUCGGAGAGCCCCACUCGGCGCCGGGGCUCCAGCUCGUCCACGGGCUCCGCGAGCGGCCAGGGGCUGCCAGAGGAGGACGGUAUACGGCUCAACCCGUCCCUCAUCCGCGUAGCGCUCAGCUCCCUGCUCGCCAUCGACCUGUGGCUGUCCAAGCGGCUGGGGGUGUGUGCCUGCGAGGACUCGUCCUGGGGCAGCGUUCGCCCAUUGAUGAAACUGAUCGAGAUAUCGGGACAUGGCAUACCCUGGCUGGCUGGUACCGCCUACUGUCUGUACAAGAGUGACAGUGCUGCAGGACAAGAAGUCAUGCUCAACCUUUUCAUUGGCCUGCUGUUGGACCUGGUCCUGGUAGCCGUUGUUAAGGCAAUGGUGCGUCGACGUCGGCCAGCACAUAACCGUAUGGACAUGUUCGCAACCUUCUCUGUGGACCGCUACUCCUUCCCUUCCGGUCAUGCCACCCGUGCCGCCAUGUGUGGGCGAUUCCUGUUGGCUCACCUCGUGCUGGCUGCCCCACUGAGGGUCCUUGUCCUGCUGUGGGCCGGCCUGGUGGGGCUGAGUCGAGUGCUGUUGGGGAGGCACAAUGUGACUGAUGUGAUGUUUGGGUUCUGGAUGGGCUAUUGGCAGUACAACCUGGUGGAGAUGCUGUGGCUCUCACCUCAAACCCUGCAAGGUCUUCUGGGACAGUUAGCUUAAUAUUAAGAACUGAAGAAGGAGGAAGUAUGGCGGUUUGAAUCUUGACUGUAAGGGGACCUGCACACCUUUUGUCCUAGAGAUGGUUGAUGGUUGUUUAGCUAGACAAGAGAGCUCUAUCACACAGAAUUUCUUUUUCUGUUAUCUGACAAUUAAGUCGAGCUUCCAGCCCUCAUUCUAUGGCAGCAAAUUGACUGUCUUUAAUAAAUAGCACAGGAUUUUAAUCAGAACAGACCAAAGGGGAACAGUUUUGAUCAGCUUACCUCCUGAUAACAGGUCAUUUGCACCCUCACUGACCCAAUUCAUGGACAACAUGAAGUCAGCUCCUUCUGAUGUAUUGCAGUUGUUUAGAGCCCUGGAUAUUAGUUUAAAUCCAAGUAUACUUUUUCUGCCGAAGGGAUAUUACUUUCUGAGUCUAUGAUUUUGCACCUUGUGAAUCUGAGUAGAUAUCUCCUGCAAUUUUAAAUCACUGAGAAGAGGUCAAAUAAUUCAUAUUAAUUAAUUUGAAUUCUUUACUUUGAAAAAGUUAUGCUAAUUAGCUUUUUACACUUUAAAUACAGAGUAUAUACUUUAUUAAAUUAAAGAAAAAGCAAAGAAGUAAAAGGAUUAGAUACAGCAAUAUAAAAUUAAAUGACACAUCACAGUAACUGAAUCCUAAGCUAUUCUACUUACAAACCCUGAUUAAACUCCUUGUUCAGUGUCACAGUUUCCAGUAGCAACUGCAAAUGACUAACUGGCCACAAUAUAUGGGAUUUAUACACCCUGUUGGUCCACAGGUAUAUCACAGACUGUAUGGAUACCAUUGUUAUGCCCUUCCUAUUAUUGCUAUUGCUUUUGCUAUUGUUAUCGCUACUUUUAAGUUGAGGUCAGUUUCCUGUACUGAACAGGUGGGCAACCUGUCUUAACCUGUCCUCUUUCGUAAGGGUGAUUUCUCAGAACUGAUUUUGAUAUUAGCCAUAUGAUUUUCCUCACUUUGCAGUGCAUGCUCCUGUUCACCUCCAGCUCUCAAAAUUCUCUCUUCUGUCACAAAGCGAACAGAAUUAAUGGCUACAUCUGAGUAAGCACACCCAAACCCUCAUAAACAUUAGUUUCAUCAGUUUAUAUCACUGUUAUUCUUAUUUCUUUUACAUUUUCACUGUUACAUUAAAGGUACAAUAUGUAACAUUCAGAAAACCCUUGCUAUUAAUGACACUAGUGGCUGUUAAGAGAACUGCAGUCAGCAUCGUGUUGCUCACGCAUGCUCGCACUCCGUAGGUGGGUGCAAGCAAGCAUCUUGGGCAUCGGCCAAAACAGUGACAUGACAUACACAAGACUGAACGUGAUUGACCGGCAUCGUGUUCAUAGAUGAGGUAACUAAAGUUACGCUGUUUUUAUAGUUUGAGUAUAAACUAUAUUUGAGACAAUAGAUUGUGAUUGACUGUAAAACAAAGUGUGGAAAUAGGUCUGGCUAUGUGACACUAUAGUUUGACUAAUGUUAUGUUUUUUUUAAAAUAGGAUUUAUAAAGUGUAAUAUCACUGUCAGCUUGCUAGCUAGCACAAUAUAGGCUAGUGAUGUAGAACUAAUUCAUUCUCGUUGCAUGAUGCAUUGACUGCAUUUAUACGAUACGUCAGCUUUAAUUAGCUAGCCAGCUUUUUCAAUCGCUGCUUGUCUAGCUUUCACUGAGAGGAUCAGCAAUGCCAUCAUACCUAAAUUUGCUGGAUGACGUGACGUGAUAGUUUCCAUCACUACUCUCAUUUCGCUAAAUUGAUGCACUAAUGUUUUAGCAUAAUAAAAUAGACCUUUUAUAUUGUCAAGUAACAUUACUGUACUGAAUGUGUCUAGCAGUUUGUUGAUACAAAAAUAAUCCCAAACUAAGUAUCAGUUAUAAACAGAUGAUAGGAGUGGGAUGAGUGACAUUAGCCUCGAGAUAAUGUCACAAGUCACUGAAGAAAAAUAACCACGGUUUGGCUCGGUAGAUGGUAAAGGAGUCACAGAUGUGGUAUUUUACUGAGAGAAAAUGAUGGAAGAUGUACAUUUAUCAUACAUGGAUUUUCAGUCACUUUCAGUUGCUGUUAGAAGUUUAAAGAACUUUAUUUGAAGGGCAAAAAAGUGGAGUGUGAGCCAGGAAAAAAGCUUUUUCUGAUGAAACUUUUUUUGUUUACAGAACAUAAUGAGUUAAAGGAUAUGCUGUGGUUUUAUUAAAAGGAUAGUGGCAACAAGAUUACAUCUCUGACUAUUAUGAGUUCAUUAGAUUAUGACUGAUUCACCUCAUUGUCAUAGAAUUGUUCUCUUUCUCAGGACAAAACUAAGCCCAUCACUGCUUUACACAUGAAAAUUUCUGAUUUCAUGAAACUCACACAAACCCAAAUUUGGAUAU
Molecule: messenger RNA, 3373 nt
Organism: Xiphias gladius (swordfish)
Lineage: Eukaryota; Metazoa; Chordata; Actinopteri; Istiophoriformes; Xiphiidae
Gene: plpp6
Product: phospholipid phosphatase 6
Exons: 2
Coding region: 159-1019 (286 amino acids)
Molecular function (GO): sphingosine-1-phosphate phosphatase activity
Source: RefSeq, a predicted model, not a curated record